AUGGAAGCGGGAUACAUGUACCUCGAUCGUGACUCUACAGGAUCCUCUGGACGACUCAUCGAGCGCAGCCAAACGGGUCCAGCUCGAAACAACGAAACGGAUCGAUCUAGGCGCAGCGGGUCGCAGCGUUUGUUGCCACAAAACACGGCGGCAGGUCAGGAAGUCGUUCUGGCACCAACUCGUCUCUUCCACGGGGCGAGUAGCACACAAGCAAGCUCUACGCGGUCCAAGAGCGUAUACAGCCAGGAUGAUACACGAGGAAGCUCAAUCCGGUCCAAGAGCUUAUACAGUCAAAAUGAUAAAAGUCAGGCGGAAGGUGUAGCUAGCGAUCUGAUCGACAGCGGAUACCAUCACCAGCGCAACGAGUCACUCCAUGUUCAGUGGACGCAGAACGAUGUCACACGAAUGGCCGGCGAAAUCUACGACGAGAGUAUCCCUGCUGUUUACUUGUCUCUGCUAGGAUUUUGGAUCUGCGAAAACAAUGCGAAUUACGAGAUGGCUAAAGCGCACAUUAGAGAGCUGUCGCUUGACCAGGCACAAGAGAAAAUUGCAGGUAAGGCAGCCCCGGUCGUUGAGUUCGAGCCCCACGCGGACGAAAACUCCUUCGAUGUAAUUUAUUUUGCUAAGCUGGAAGUUCUACCUUCGUCUCUGCGAAAGAAGCCGGAGAGCGCCGUUAAAGAAGACCAAACUGCAAGGCCGCUGCCGUCACCUAUUGGAAAGUACCCACCGAACAACACAGACGACGUCUUCGGUAUCACAGACAAAGACUUCAAUCGGCGCAGCGACCCCUUCGAUCUAAUGAACGCUCUUCUGGCACUUGAAGGCAAAGAGCCUGUCCCGGACGACGAGGACCUGGACUACCAUCAUGAUGGCUACGAACUAGCUUCCUCAGAUGCUUCAUCCAGGGUUGAACGUGAUACGCCAUACAACCCGCGGACCACCUCCCUCCAAGGUCCCAUCAGCAAGCCAUUGAUCCUCAACUCCGCGCCCACAGUCAAAGUCCCAAGGAGCCCGACGCGCUACGUCUAUAGUGCCGCGCCUCCGUCACCAGCACCAGCAGUAGCAGCUCCCGACCCACCCAAGCGAUCCCUCCGAGGUAAACCCAAACUCCGCCAGCUUACCUCGCGCUGGGCGCAAACCAUGCUCUUUGGCCGCAGACCUAACCUGUCCACAGGAGACUUCUACCGCCCAAACUUGUUCCCAGGUCCUGGUCGCGCACAGCAUGCGCUGAUCGAAGAAGACGGCGAGGACGACUCAUCACCCGCCCCCGCUAUCCUCUCAAGCCCAGCAAUGGCCCAAAUCCGCGCUGACUUUCCCAUUCCCCUCGUCUCCAACCCUGUCUCCACGCUGCCCAUGCUCGUCGCCGCAGCUACGUCACCGUCUACCAACCCCGUGGGGCUGGCUGAGCAGAUCAGGACUGUGCUAGAAGCAACCCGCGCCCGUGGCAACACGCUGGCGCUGGAAAACUGGAAAGGUAUGUCAUGUUUCGAACAAGCGUGGAGGCAGGGAAAUGAGGAUCUUUUGAUUUCGAUUUUUGGAAGUCAGGAUACGCAGUUGGAGCCUGAGGACGUGGCCAGUGUGGAGGCGGUGGCGAAGGAGUGUCGGGCGAAUGGGGAACACUGGGUCGUGGAGGUUUUGAUGGAGGAGGCGGACAUAUUUUAG
Parastagonospora nodorum SN15 is the source of this 1662-nucleotide messenger RNA. RefSeq lists its product as hypothetical. NCBI's taxonomy places the organism in Eukaryota, Fungi, Ascomycota, Dothideomycetes, Pleosporales, Phaeosphaeriaceae. The coding region runs from base 1 to 1662 and encodes 553 amino acids. The record is from RefSeq and is a predicted model, not a curated record. The transcript has 3 exons.